Molecule: messenger RNA, 2034 nt
Organism: Bacillus rossius redtenbacheri
Lineage: Eukaryota; Metazoa; Arthropoda; Insecta; Phasmatodea; Bacillidae
Exons: 2
Coding region: 215-1906 (563 amino acids)
Cellular component (GO): nucleolus
Molecular function (GO): nucleic acid binding; zinc ion binding
Source: RefSeq, a predicted model, not a curated record
GGUUUUCCAUAUCUUUGGUGUCAUUACUUUGAUAGUUUCUAACGUUGGUCACAUAAAUAAAAAUAUUACUUUUAUCUCUAGUUCUGAUGUAGAACAACAAACGGCAUGGAAAAGGAAAAGGUUAAGCUGUAUAUAAUUUGAAAUAUAUUGUAAAAGCUGUUACAUAAAAACUUCUACGGAGCUGCUGUGAAGUAAGAGUUGAUGAACGUCCAUAAUGACACGUUUUGCCCGGGCUCGUGGAUCGAAGGCAAGCAACGAGAAAGUUCCGGAAGAGGCUACUUCAUGGAGAGACAUGAGGAGACAGCUCCUGGAGUCCCAGACAAGGCGAGAAACCCCAGAAACCCCUGUCAGACCCACCUGGCGACAACUUUUGCGUGAUGACACCGUUAACCGUGGAUCACAGUGGGCCACAUUUGAGGAUAAUACUAAUGGAUCAGCAAACCUUCCCAAUUCAGAGAAGAAGAAAAAUAAAGGUGCAGCAUCAUCAUCUUUGUUGGAUGCUAGUAAAAGUGCAUUUCAGAAAAAAGAUGUUCUUUCUAAAACAGUUGAUGGGAAAGUUAAGAAAUCUAAAAAAUUGAAAGUGAAAAAGAAUGGCAUCUUGGAAACUCUAAAUAAUGGUGAAAAAAUAAGUGGUGCUGGCCAAAAAACCAAUCAUGAAGUGACUUACUCAAAGAUGCAAAAUGUGAAGAAUUCUAAAAAAUUGAAAGCAAAAAAGAAUGGCAUCUUGGAAACUAUAAAUGAUGGUGACUGCAACUUCAUGGAGAGACAUGAAGUGACAGACUCAAAGAUGCAAAAUGUGAAGAAUUCUAAAAAAUUGAAAGCAAAAAAGAAUGGCAUCUUGGAAACUAUAAAUGAUGGUGAAGACAGAAGUGGUACUGGCCAAAAAACAAUUCAUGAAGUGACUGAUUCAAAGAUACAAAAUGUGAAGAAUUCUACAAAAUUGAAAGCAAAAAAGAAUGGCAUCUUGAAAACUCUAAAUGAUGGUGAAAACAGAAGUGGUACUGGCCAAAAAACAAAUCUUGAAGUGACUGACUCAGAGAUGCAAAAUGUGAACAAGAAGCAAAACAAUAGAAAAAGAAAGAAUUUGAAAAAAGGAGAGGAUGUGAAAAACGCUCAGUUUUCUUCACCCAGUGAAAACAGAAACAGUUUCAAAAGUAAUAAGACAGGUCGGGAUGGUGGAAGUGGUGCUGGUAAAAAGCUGCAGAAAAAAAAGAAGCCGACCAGGGCUGAAAAAAUAGAAAGUGGUAAACCAUACAAGCGCAGGAAGCCAUUUGAUGACAAAAUGGUUAUGAUCUUGAAUGGGAAGGAAAUAUAUGUAUCAAAGUUUAAUGGUUUCAGUGUGAAGACAGAGGAUGCUGAAAGAUUGAAUGAGUUGAAGAAGAAGUUGAGAGCAAAAGGUAUCCCGGAGGCGGAGAUCAGUGCCGCGAUGAAGUUGGAGCGUCGCAGGGCGGAGAAGGCCCUCGCCAGGGAACGGAAGAAGGUGUGUUUCCACUGCCGUGGCUCGGGCCACGUGUUGUCGGAGUGCCCGGACCUGGCGAGCGGAGAGGCCGCCGGCAUUUGCUACAAGUGCGGCUCCACCGAGCACAAGGCGUUCGAGUGCCGGGCGGGCAAAACUGACGCGUUCCGAUUCGCCACGUGCUUCGUCUGCUCGGAGCAAGGCCACAUUUCCUCGCAGUGUCCAAGGAACUCCAGGGGACUCUACCCGAAAGGUGGAGGUUGCCAUGUUUGUGGAGAGGUCACCCAUUUGAAAAAGGACUGCCCCAGACUCCAACAACAGCAAGAAUCACAGACUUUCACUGUUGGCACUCUAAAUGGUGUCGCAUUGGAAUCACUCGAUAGCGAAGCUACGGCUCAACCUGCCAAAAGUGUUCAAGUUAAAAAAGUAAAACAUAUAAAGUUUGUUUAAAAUAGCAUCAUUGCUAAGUAUUUUCAAGCGAAAUAAAAAAGUGAAUGAGUGUCAGUACUCACCAGUGAUGUGUAAAGAUCUUAUUCGUAUGUUCUCAUGUUGCAAAUAAACUUAUAAUACGAAACUCA